GCAGACAGGAAACACUGCACAUGUUGAACAGAUCAGAGCUCAAACUGCUUUCACUCAAAGUGAAACUUAACCAGUCAUUGAGACACGAAGCAGAAAUGGAGCAGAAAGGAGUUCAGCUGGAUCAGGAAACAUUUUCCUGUUCAAUCUGUUUGGAUCUACUGAAGGAUCCAGUGGCUAUUCCCUGUGGACACAGCUACUGUAUGAGCUGUAUUAAAACCCACUGGGAUGGAGAGGAUGAGAAGAACAUCCACAGCUGCCCUCAGUGCAGACAGACCUUCACACCCAGGCCUGUCCUGGUCAAAAACACCAUGUUGGCAGUUUUAGUGGAACAGCUGAAGAAGACUGGACUUGGAGCUGCUGCAGCUGAUCACUGCUACGCUGGAGCUGAAGAUGUGGCCUGUGAUUUCUGCACUGGGAGGAAACUGAAAGCUGUCAAGUCCUGUCUGGUGUGUUUGGCUUCUUACUGUGACAAACAUCUUGAACAUCAUUAUAAUGUGGCUCCGUUAAAGAAACACAAGCUGGUGGAUCCGUCGGAGAAGCUCCAGGAGAAUGUCUGCUCUCGUCAUGAUGAGGUGAUGAAGAUGUUCUGCCGCACUGAUCAUCAGUGUAUCUGUUAUCUGUGCCCUGUGGAUGAACAUAAAGGCCACGACACAGUCUCAUCUGCAGUAGAAAGGACUGAGAGGCAGACAGAGCUGGAGGUGAGUCGACAGAAAAUCCAGCAGAGAAUCAAAGACAAACAGAAAGAUAUGAAGGUGCUUCAACAGGAGGCGGAGGCCAUCAGUCGCUGUGCUGACGAAGCAGUGGAAAAGAACCACAAGAUCCUGACUGAGCUGAUCCAACUCCUCGAGGAAAGAAGGCGUGAUGUGGAGCAGCAGAUCAGAUCCAAGGAGAAAACUGAAGUGAGUCGAGUCAAAGAGCUGGAGUCGAAGCUGGAGCAGGAGAUCACUGAGCUGAGGAGGAAAGACGCUGAGAUUGACAAACUGUCACACACACACGACCACAACCAGUUUUUACUCCAGUAUCCAUCAGUGUCCCAACUCAGAGAAGAUCCAGACUCAUCCCACAUCCAUGUCCGUCCUCAGAGUUACUUUGAGGAUGUGAUGACAGCUGUGUCAGAGCUCAGAGAUAAACUACAGCUCAGUCUGACAGAGGAAUGGACCAACAUCUCACUGAGCAUCACUCAAACACAGGUUCUACUAGAACUGGAACCACAGACCAGAGCAGGAUUCUUACAAUAUUCACGUCAAAUCACACUGGAUCCAAACACAGUGAAUGAACGUCUGUCACUGUCUGAGGAGAAUAAAAGAGGAACAUGUAUCAGUCAAACACAGAGCUAUCCUGAUCAUCCAGACAGAUUCAGUCAGUGGUUUCAGGUCCUGAGCAGAGAGAGUCUGACUGGUCGAUGUUACUGGGAGGUGGAGUGGAGGGGGGGCGGUGUUUAUGUCGCAGUUGUAUAUAAGGAUAUCAAGAGAAAAACAUCCUCUUAUGAAUGUGUAUUUGGAAGCAAUGACAAAUCUUGGGCUUUGUAUUGUAACAACUCUCCCGAAUUUUAUCAUAACCGUGUCCAGUCUUCUGUCCCAGGUCCAGUUUCCUCCAGAAUCGGAGUGUACCUGGAUCACACAGCAGGUAUUCUGUCCUUCUACAGCAUCUCUGAAACCAUGACUCUGAUCCACAGAGUCCAGACCACAUUCACUCAACCUCUGUACGCUGGACUUCGGCUUCGGUAUGUUGGAUCCACUGCCCACUUUCUUAAACUCCAUUAAACUCGUCUUUGACUUUGAUCCAGGUGAUCAGAUCAAUCUUUUCGUAUCUAUCUCUAAAUCACAUGACACAAAAAAAGAUCAACUUUUUUUUUUUCCUGAACUCACAAUCCAGAUUUGGAUUGGAUUUGGACCACACAACAAGACUUUCAUGGUGUCUGUGCUGUGGAGGAAGUCAAAAAAGUGGAGCCGUUUUUCUACGAGGAGUUGAGUUCAAAUCUACUGUUCCUUCCUGUUUCCUACAGAAGAAGCGUGGACUGACCAGGCUCAGUCAUGUGACUGGAAUGGGUUUCAGAUCAUAGUGGAACCUGAUUGGUUCAGUUCCAAAUACACGGACAUGGAUUUGGAGACAAUGAUAGAAGUGGAGAUCAUGAACCAACUCAGACUGAGGCUGAGCUCAUGCAUGGAAACCUGUUCAUUUGAUUGAGUUCAUUCUGUUCCAUCUGAGCAUGUGCAAGAAAAUAGAAAUGAGAGAAAACAGAAGUGAUUUAGUCAAACAUGAGCUGAAGACCAGAACAGGAAGUUGGAUUCUAUCAUCACUACAUAUGUACAAACCCCCAAAGAAAUCCAAUGAUGGACUGAAACAUUUAAACAUGGUUUUUCCAUGAUUUCUGAAGUGCAUGUAAAUGCAUCAUAUCUGAUUAUUCCAUUUAUCUGAUUAUUAAUAGUUAUUGGUUUUUUAUGGUCGUGUUUUAUGGUCCAGUUCAAUAGAUAGAUGUCCACCAUCUUAGAAAAUGGAGACAUUUGUCCUUAAAGCCUGAGGCAUGACUUAGUUCAAUAACGUAGAAAAUACUCAUGUUGUAAAAAUGAGAAGAUGUAAUAUUUGUAGAAUUAUCAGUCACCACAUAAUGGGGAAGUUUAUGGAAAAAUGUUGAUUUGUGUUGAUUUGUAAAGCCUGAUGUGAUGUCCAUUCAGUAGAAGCUGCACCAGUUGGUUCCGUUCCAGAUGGAAAACUGGUCCACUAAAGGUUUAGACUAUGAGACUAUGACAAGACUGUGAGGUGAACAGGUCAAAGGUCAAACCCAUAUUUGAAUGGACAUUUGAAUGUAGAUGUGGUGUUUUUUGGGCGUAUAUUCACAGCCUCCUCUUACUGACUGGACACAUUUACCACAUGGGCCAGUGAUUCAGUUCCCUUUAAUACUCAGUCCAGGUUGAACCCAUGCAGGUUUUGGAAGGUUUUCCAUCUUUAAUGCUCCGUGGAUCCAUAUAUGCUUCUUUGACUGUGUUCAUUUUUAUUACGACUGUAUUUACGCCUCCUGAUUCAUGUCCAUUCAACAGUUCUAUUAAAGUCUGUGUGUGAAUAGCUGUGUGUUAUUCAUUACAGCUUUAACAGGUUUGAUCAGUUCCAUGAAGAAUAAAACCCUAUUGAGGAAGGAAAUUCGUGAUUUGAGAAUGCAGACGGCACCCUUUUGUUUGAGAGCACAGAAGGCACCCUUUUGUUUCAUGUUCCCUGCCGAGCUAACCUCUUUAGCAUUAACCAGUGAUGUUUUGAUUAUAUGUGAAGAUGCCUCCACCAGGUCUGAGAGACCUACCCUCCCUUCCUUUGGUGUGAACCCCCCCCCCCCCCCCCCUUCCUGGAGUGUGACCCCCUCCCCUUUCCCCUGAAUGUAAAUUCUCUUGUCUCUUUCCUAAAGUACAACCCCCUUUUUCUGUAUUACUUUGUUUGUCUUUUGUUUUCUAUUGACUGCUUUGAAGUAACUGUAUAAAUACCAUCUGAAAACAUAGAUUCGGGGUCAGACUACUGAAACAGACUCUGUCUGCAUCGGUACUCUCACCGUGCUCCGGAGCACUAAAUAAAGCUAUACUCAUCGCAGCAAACUUUGAACCACGU
Molecule: messenger RNA, 3591 nt
Organism: Sphaeramia orbicularis (orbiculate cardinalfish)
Lineage: Eukaryota; Metazoa; Chordata; Actinopteri; Kurtiformes; Apogonidae
Product: tripartite motif-containing protein 16-like
Exons: 1
Coding region: 21-1763 (580 amino acids)
Molecular function (GO): protein binding; zinc ion binding
Source: RefSeq, a predicted model, not a curated record